This is a messenger RNA of Cokeromyces recurvatus, 704 nucleotides long. Its product is annotated as acyl-CoA N-acyltransferase. Gene Ontology annotation, molecular function: N-acetyltransferase activity. The record is from RefSeq and is a predicted model, not a curated record. NCBI's taxonomy places the organism in Eukaryota, Fungi, Mucoromycota, Mucoromycetes, Mucorales, Mucoraceae. The transcript has 2 exons. The coding region runs from base 87 to 632 and encodes 181 amino acids.
CUUGCAGCAACUCAUUAUCACCACCACCCCUUUCCCUUUUUUUUUCCAUUUUUAUUUUUAGUGUUAAUAUUUUUAUUUUAUUAAAUAUGGUUCAGCCUACUCUUUGUAUUCGUAAAGUAACCCCAUCUGAUAUUCAAUAUGCAGAACAAGCCACAAAUGUAGUGAAUAAAGCAUAUCGUUCAGAAGGAGGUUGGACGACAGAAAUGGAUAUUGUUGGGGGUGAACGAUGUACUGUGAAAGAUAUGAUUGACUUUAUAAAUACAAGUGGGAAACCCAAUACACUUUUAUUUGCUUUGGAAGAAGAUCAAGUUAUUGGCACUGUACAAAUCCAAUGUAGUAUCACCUCCGAAAAGGAAGAAGUAGCAGCUGAAAUUGGACUCUUUUCAGUGACACCUACUCAUCAAUCCCGUGGUAUUGGGGGUCAAUUGAUUCGUGCAGCCCUUGUAGAAAUGCAAACUCAAGGCUUUCACUUUGCUAUUAUGCAUGUCCUUGAAAAUCGACCUGAAAUAUUACGUUGGUAUAAAAAAUUAGGAUUUAUAGAAACAGGUGAACGAGUCCCAUUUGUUUGGCCAGAAAUGUUAAAGGUCAAAAAGGAUCUUUGCUUUUUAACUUUAAAGAAAGAAUUAAAUUAAAAAAAAGAAAAGAAAAGAGGGGCAUAGAUGUGUAUAAAAUAAAAUAGAAGAUAUGAAUUCAUUUAGACUGUA